Molecule: messenger RNA, 1702 nt
Organism: Ostrinia furnacalis (Asian corn borer)
Lineage: Eukaryota; Metazoa; Arthropoda; Insecta; Lepidoptera; Crambidae
Product: major facilitator superfamily domain-containing protein 12
Exons: 8
Coding region: 260-1657 (465 amino acids)
Biological process (GO): carbohydrate transport
Cellular component (GO): plasma membrane
Molecular function (GO): symporter activity
Source: RefSeq, a predicted model, not a curated record
UGUCAUUUCUGUCUGCGAUUUGUUGACGAAGAAAAGUGUAUUUGUUUUCAUAAUUUUUAUUCAUAUUCAUACAAAGACUAUUAUAAAUAAAAAAAGAAGUACUACGUACAAUUAUUAUUAUACAGAAUACAUAUACCAUUAUGAAAUAGUGAAAGAAAACGAUGAAAUUGAAAUGAGUUACAUUCACAAGUAAAUACCUACUCGUGUGGUUACGUUUGCUAUUUACUUCCUACAAGUGUGUGAAUAUAAUUAAUGUAAAAUGGAUAACGAAUUUAUGGACAUUUCAACCAGCUUCAGGCUCCAGCUCGGCUAUGGAAUCGGUCAUAUACUGAACGAUGUUUGUGCUAGUUUGUGGUUCACAUACUUUUUGGUAUUUUUUCAUUUAGUUCUGGAAUUUAGUGCUUCCCAAGCUGGGAAUUUGAUGUUAAUUGGGCAAAUAGUAGAUGCUGUAUCCACACCAUUUGUAGGUUACCAUUCGGAUCGCACUGACAAUGCUAUCAGUGCAAGAUAUGGCAAAAGAAAAUUAUGGCAUUUAUUUGGGACUGCAUGUGUACUAGCAUCAUUUCCAUUCAUAUUUUCACAAUGUAUUGGUUGUUCAAUGACUCAUAAAUGGGCGCAAAUGUUUUAUUUUGCUGCAUUUAUUCUAAUAUUCCAAAUCGGCUGGGCAGCUGUUCAAAUAUCUCACUUAAGUUUGAUACCAGAACUAGCUCAUGAUGACCAUACACGGAGUCACCUGACGGCUGUAAGGUAUGGAUUUACUGUGUUUUCCAAUUUAUUUGUGUACAUAAUCACCUGGAUAGUAUUGCACAUAACAGGAGAAUGUAAUAAACAGCAAGUUGGACCUGCAGAUGCCUGGAAAUUCAGACACAUUGUGUAUGUGGUCAUGAGCAUUGGAACUCUUGCUUCAAUCAUUUUUCAUUUAAGUGUUAAGGAAAAAUAUUCCUAUAGGAACCAAGAUGAAUUGAUACAGAACAGUGAACGAGGAGCACAUUUAGAUUUCUUACAUAAACCGUUAUUAUAUCAGGUUGCUGGUGUGUACAUGAGCACAAGAUUGGUAGUAAACGUCGCACAAGUAUUUAUACCCCUAUAUUUACAUCGAACAUUGGGACUGGCAGCACGAGCGCUGGCUGUGGUGCCUCUGGCGAUGUAUCUAGGAAGCCUGGCGGCAGCUGGAGCGCAAAGACUGGCCCCUAGGUCAUUCACAAGGAAACUAAUUUACUUUAUAGGUUCCAUAUGCGCUCUAACUGGAUUUGUGUGGAUAUAUUUCGAGUAUGACUAUGAUUACAAAGUGUACUUCAUUUAUUUAGUAGCUGUGUUAAUAGGUUUUGGUGGAGCAAUAAUGCUGAUGACUAGUCUUUCACUGACUGCUGAUUUAGUUGGCGCGAGAACCGAGGCGUCGGCCUUCGUUUAUGGCCUAAUGAGUUUCACGGACAAGCUGGCCUGCGGAAUCGCUAUCGCUGUAAUUCAAAUGUACGCCGACGAAGCAGAAUCAGCAUAUUACCAGAACGUGUUAUCAUGGGUGUGCGGCGGUGCUACGAUAUUGGGGCUCACAUUUACGUUACUCCUCCCCAAAUUCACGCCAGAAGUUAUGAUAAUUAAUGAUUCUGCAUCAGUAAACAACUCGGAUGAACCGUCAGCUAUGCCUGAAAAUAUAUGAGCUGUGAAAUCGUAUUAGCAAAAUUUUACUUAAUUUCUUAGAUAU